Centruroides sculpturatus (bark scorpion) is the source of this 2420-nucleotide messenger RNA. It is a transcript of the gene gny, whose product is annotated as dolichyl pyrophosphate Man9GlcNAc2 alpha-1,3-glucosyltransferase-like. NCBI's taxonomy places the organism in Eukaryota, Metazoa, Arthropoda, Arachnida, Scorpiones, Buthidae. The record is from RefSeq and is a predicted model, not a curated record. Bases 71 to 1552 code for a protein of 493 amino acids. Gene Ontology annotation, biological process: protein N-linked glycosylation. Gene Ontology annotation, cellular component: endoplasmic reticulum membrane. The transcript is spliced from 14 exons. Gene Ontology annotation, molecular function: dolichyl pyrophosphate Man9GlcNAc2 alpha-1,3-glucosyltransferase activity.
UCCAGUAGUGAUUUUGGGAAAGCGCGUCUUCUCGAUUAUUAGUCGAUAUCAGUAAUAAUUGUAAACAAACAUGGUAUUUAAAAAGUACGAAGUGGACGAUGUGUUGUAUUUUGGCAUCGCACUUGGUCUAUUACUUCGAUGGAGUACUUCCACUUUCUCGUAUUCAGGUGCAGAUAAACCACCCAUGUAUGGUGAUUAUGAAGCUCAAAGACAUUGGAUGGAAAUAACUAUUAAUCUUCCUGUUAAGGAAUGGUAUCAAAACAGUACAAAAAAUGAUUUACUGUACUGGGGUUUGGAUUAUCCUCCUCUUACUGCCUACCAUAGUUUACUUUGUGGUUAUAUUGCUCAAUGGUUCGAUAAAUCGUGGGUAGCUUUAAAAACUUCACGUGGUUAUGAAAGUUAUGAUCACAAGAUUUUUAUGAGAGCAACAGUUAUUUUGGCAGAUAUUCUUAUUUACAUACCUGCAAUAAUUUUAUAUUGGACUAGAAUUUCUAAACCAUAUCGUUUAAGAGAAAAAGCCAUAGCUGCUACAAUCACUUUGCUUUACCCUGGUUUUAUAUUAAUUGAUCAUGGACAUUUUCAAUAUAAUUGCAUUAGUUUAGGAUUAUGUUUAUGGGCAAUAUUUUUUCUGAUUGAAGAUAUGGAUUUAGUUGGAGCAAUUGCAUUUACUCUUGCUCUAAAUUAUAAACAAAUGGAACUAUAUCAUGCUUUUCCAUUUUUCUUUUACCUUCUUGGAAAAUGUAGGCAACAGCCAUUCUCUGAAGGAAUUAAAAAAAUUAUCCAGUUGGCACUAGUAGUAAUUUUAACUACAGCUGUUUGUUGGGCUCCAUUUUUAAGAGAUUUUCAGAGUGUUAUUCAAGUUGUUCAUAGACUUUUUCCAUUUGCCAGAGGUUUGUAUGAAGAUAAAGUGGCAAAUGUGUGGUACUGUCUAUCAGUUUUCAUCAAACUAAAACAACUGUUUUCAGUUUCAACAUUAGCUUUAAUCAGUGGUAUAACUACUCUAACUGUGUUACUUCCAUCCAUGCUUCAUCUUUUACAUCAUCCAUCCAUCCCUAUUUUCCGACUAUCUCUGGUAAAUUCAUCUCUCAUAUUUUUUCUCUGUUCAUAUCAAGUUCAUGAAAAAUCAAUCUUGUUAGCUGCAUUACCUGCUUUGUUACUAAUUGAUGAUUAUCCUGUUGAAAUUUUAUGGUUUUUGAAUAUCUCAACAUUUAGUAUGUUUCCAUUGAUCUCAAAGGAUCGACUUACCAUACCAUAUUUCGCUUUAUCUGUGUUGUUUUUCAUUGGAACCUUUAAAGGGAUGGGAUUAGAUAUUACUUUUAAAAAACGUUCAUUAAAAAAUUUACUGUUUAUUUUAUCAAUUCUUGGAGGUCUUUUGUUGAACAUUUCGGCUUUUAUUGUCAAGCCACCUGCUCAUUAUCCACAUAUACAUUCUCUUCUCAAUGCUGUCUACAGCUGCAUCCAUUUUAUUGGUUUUGCUGUCUAUUUUCAAUAUGUACAAUGGAAUCAUCCCUAUCCUAAUACAACUAGAUUGAAAGAAAAGAAAUCAUCAUAAUGUGAUUUCUUUUAUCAGUUGUCAUGAAAUUUAUAUUUUUGAUUUUGUAUUAUUUUAUAUCUUGGUAAAAAUAUCAUAUAAUAUUUUACUAUUUAAAAUAUAUACAUUUGUUAAAAUUUCAUUACUACACUCUUCACUUACGCAACAAAAAUGUUGACCAUUUCAAACACUGCCAAAUAAACAAAUGAAAGUAUUUUUAUAUUAAGGCAACAUUAAAUUAUAUUUUAAAAAAUUAAAAUAAUAUAUUAAAUCAUUACAUAUGUCAUGAUCACUGUAAUAAAACUUUGAUCUAAAAUUUUGGAAAUAUUUCAUAUGUUGUUUUUAAAUGCUGUGUGUAUUUUGUGAUUUUAAACUAAUAAAAAAUUUUGAUGAUUUUAUCUCACAGAAUCUUUAUCUUAUUAAAGUCAGUUUAUUAAAAAAGUGCACAGUAAUCUGUAAAGCAGUUUUCCAAAUAUACAUUUCAGUCUCUAUAGUAAAUUAUAAACAGUAAUAAUGAAAAGUAAUCUAAACUUCAGAGAAAGUUAUCUGGGCUGUUGUGUUUACAUACAUAAACUGGAAAAAGUACAGAAAUCAACAGACAGUUUAUUCAAGAAUAAACUCUCUUUAUUUCUUGCAUAAUAUUAAUAUUGAUAUACUGUAUUUUGAUUAAGCAUAUUUAAAAAAUCUAAAUUAAAACAUUUCUUAAUUUCUUAUGCCUAAUUUUAUUUUUGUCAUAAUAUUUUUGCACACAAGUGAUAAAUGUCUCCUUAAGAAAACUUUGUAAUUAUAAAAUUAUGUGAAAACUAUCCUAUAACAUUCUAUAUCUGCAUAUAUGAAAAAUGUUUUGUUUUCAACAUAUUUAUGAAAUUUAUGUUCUUUAAUUUUUAAU